CUUUUUGUAACACAGAGACGGCUAAGUGGGUUUGUUUGGGUGUUAAAGAGUCUACAUAGCGGACGCCGAGAAAUCGGAUCGGAUUCCGUACGGAAACGCAGCGCUGUUCUUCCUUUCUCUUUAUAUCCUUUGGAAAAGAACAAGUUGGAAAUUAAAAGAUGUGAGGGACUGUCCAGGCGCAGCAUGUUUAAGCGGUGAUCUAAGCCCAGAGCUCUGGUCAUGGAGGCCCGCUUUGGGAAUGUGGUGUUCAGCUCACGCUUCGAUUCCGGGAACCUGGGCCGGGUGGAGAAGGUGGAGGCGCCCGAACAUGAUGCUGAGAGAAGCUCAUUCUCACACAUCGACUACGAGUUCAAUGUCUGGACGAAACCUGACUGCGCAGAAACCGAGUUUGAGAAUGGGAAUCGAUCAUGGUUCUACUUCAGCGUACGUGGUGUACUGCCGGGUAAACUGCUGAAGAUUAACGUGAUGAAUAUGAAUAAGCAGAGCAAGCUGUACUCUCAGGGCAUGGCUCCAUUUGUGCGCACGUUUCCUGUGAAAAUGCGCUGGGAGAGAGUUCGGGAGAGACCCACGUUCGAGAUGUCAGAGAAUCAGUUCACUUUGUCGUUUGUGCAUCGUGUGCUGGAAGGGAGAGGAGUCAUCACAUACUUCGCUUUCUGCUAUCCGUUCUCAUACACCGAGUGCCAGGACAUGCUUCUGCAGCUAGACCAGAGACUCCUUAGCCAUUCUCACACACUGGGGCCUUGCAGCCCAGCAGACAGUCUGUAUUAUCACCGUGAGUUGCUGUGUUACUCUCUGGAUGGGCACAGAGUAGACCUGCUGACUGUGACUUCCUGCCAUGGCAUGCUGGAGGACAGAGAGCCCAGACUGGAGAAACUCUUUCCUGACCACAGCACACCACGACCACACCGCUUUGCUGGCAAACGGGUGUUUUUCGUCAGCAGCAGGGUGCACCCUGGUGAGACACCUUCCAGCUUUGUGUUUAACGGCUUCCUGAACUUCAUUCUAAAUCAGGAGGACCCGCGGGCACAGAUGCUGUGCCGCAUGUUUGUCUUCAAGCUUAUCCCCAUGCUCAACCCCGAUGGGGUUGUCAGAGGUCACUACAGGACGGACUCACGUGGUGUGAAUCUUAACAGACAGUAUAUGAACCCAAGUGCUGAGCUUCACCCCUCCAUCUAUGGAGCCAAAUCCCUUCUCCUCUACCAUCACCGGCUUAACCGCCUUAAACCCAGCUCUCCCUCAGCACUUAAGCUCUCGAACCAGACCAACACCACCGCCACCCCUCUCCUCACCACACCCCUCGAACUUGAACACUACCUCAACUGCCGCAAUGAGGUUGAGCGACUGGAGGGCCCAACCCUCGACCUCUCACAGAUACCCAUGCAGAUGGAGGAGAGCUGGGAGAGUAAAGGCAGAGUGAGAGGCAAGUUUGGACUAGGUGAUGAGAAUGAAUCAACACCAAGCCGGAGUGAUGCAUGCGUCUCUAACCUCACCCCAACGGAGCAGAUCCCCCCCCAGGAAAGCGGAGUAGCCUAUUACAUAGACCUACAUGGCCACGCCUCCAAAAGAGGAUGCUUUAUGUAUGGGAACAACCUACCUGAAGAGAAUCAGCAAGUGGAGAACCUGAUGUAUCCAAAGCUGAUCUCGUUGAACUGCGCCCAUUUUGACUUCCUUGGCUGUAAUUUCUCAGAGAAGAACAUGUACGCACGUGACAAGCGUGAUGGUCAGUCUAAAGAGGGCAGUGGCAGAGUGGCCAUACACAAAGCUAUUGGAUUAGUUCACAGUUACACAUUGGAAUGUAACUAUAACACAGGUCGCUCAGUCAACACCAUUCCACCCGCCUGCCAUGACAAUGGCCGAGCCACUCCUCCUCCUCCUCCUGCCUUCCCUCCCAAAUACACACCUGAGGUGUAUGAACAGGUUGGUCGUGCAGUUGCUAUAGCAGCACUGGACAUGGCUGAAUGUAACCCAUGGCCGAGGCUUGUCCUGUCCGAGCACAGCAGUCUGGUGAACCUACGAGCAUCCCUGCUCAAACAUGUGCGCAACAGCAAGGGCUUAGGCGCCAACAGCCGCAAGAACGCAAACAAGGCUCCCAGUCCCCCGAAAUGCGCGGGCAUGAGCAGCUCUGUUUCGGAGAAUUCCCUAAGCCGCAGUCGCAGCCAUAGCACUCGAAAUGGCAGCAUCCCUGGGAACAAGCAGACACCUCCACAGCUGAAGAGUUCCCCUAGCUUUACGUUUGGCUGGAGCAACUCUGGAAAUACCCCCAGCUCACACAGGCCUGCCCACAAAGCCCUGGGGCCAGUCAGAGAGUCGAAAGCUCAGGAGAAGAGGCGUCCACACCACCUUGGUCACCGCCUCUCACUCCACUCUCCCAGCAAUAGCCAAGCUGUCCCAGAACGUCCUCCACUCUCUCCUUCAUCCUCCUCCUCCUCCUCCUCCUCCUCUCCCUCCUCCUCCUCCUUGGGGGCAGGGUCAGCCUCCUGUUCCAUCAGUACAACAGGUCUGUACUCCCACACCGGUCUGCUCAACAAACUAAGCCCUCUGCACCACACCUGCCUAAGAGACACUCAGACAACACAGCCAGCACAGCAAGACUAACAGGCUACUGCGUGUGUUUCUGUUUGUGUGUGUGUGGGUGUGUGUGUGUGUGUCAGAUUGAGAGAGAAAAUGAGUCUCUGAUGUGGUGCUUACCUUUAAAUAGAAGGCACUGGGGAAUUUUAAUGGUUUUAAUUCGACAGAAGGGGCAGUGACUUACAAAGUUAUGAAUGUGCUUGCUGGCAUUUAAAGUCAAAUUUAUUUUUUAUUUUAAAUCAUGCAAAUAAUAAGUCUUGGUUUUGUUGUAGCAUUGCACUUUGAUCAUGUUAACAUGAAACACAUACUCAAUGCCAAUGACUGAAUGUAAUGGGAACACAAAAUGGUGCAUAUUAACUGUAUUUGAAAGUGUGUGUGUGUGUGUGUGUGUGUUACCAUCAUUUCAGAAACAUUUAUUUCCAGAGCAGUGAUGAAUCAUUUCUGCAGUAUGCAUUUUUGCACUUUUCUUCUCUGGUCAUCAAUUUGUGAAUUUGUUUAAUUGUCUUUUUUAUUUUCUUUGCAAUUCAUAUUGCAAUAUAUAGAAAAUGUCAAUACUAUACUACAGAUUCUCCAGUCUAUCUACCUUCCUGGGAAAAAAUAGUGGCUAAUAUUGUCAGAUGGUAUUUAUGAUUUCAGAAUAUUACUAUCGUAGCAUAAUGUCACAUUUAUAGAUAUGAAGUCAUGACAUCAUGAACUAAAAGAUGACAGAGGUUCCGUUCACAGAGGACUGAAGUAAUGGAUAUUUGCUGUGAAAGUGUUUUUGUAACAGUAAUAUUUCUCAAGUGCGAAAUAAUUGCCCGGAUCAGUAACAGUAAUUGUUAUUCAUAGCCGAAAGAAAGUCUCUCCCAUCACUGUGUUCUCAUUCACUGUUCAUGAAUCAGUGGGGAACUAUUCUACUUUUGAAUAGUGUAAAGUUACAAAUGUGUUAACAGAACAGAGACCUGUUGAUUAAGAGUACAACUUCUGGUUCACGUUGGCAAGAAAAGUCAUAGCAAAAUGAUUUCAAAUCUCCAUUGAUGAGAGUGAAGGCCUUUCUGUGCGCACUAUGCCAAAACAUCAGCCAGUCCACUCAAACAGCAGUUGAAAUAAUUUCCUCUAAGAUUUCUUGUGAGGAAAAAAGUCAUCAUCUGGCUGUCGUGUAUAGUAUAGUAACAAAUCCAACCAUAUUAACACUUUCACUAAAAUUUAUAGCCGUCUCACCUUUAUAAUCCGCUUUAUAAUGUACUGUGUGUGUAUAUAUAUAUUUUAUUCUGUACAUGUUUUAGUUCUAAUGUUUAGAAAUGUUUAUUCAGGUUGAUGGUAGAUGGCUCCUUUUUAUAUAGAUGUUUCCGGAAAUCUUUAAUUUACCACUCUGUAUGUAGCUUUGGGGAACGUUCUCAAAAUGUGGUCGUUUAAAUCAGCAAGACAGAUUUCCAAAUUGCAUUCAGCUUGCCUCGGAAACAGGAAUUGGGUCAUUUUCAACCUCCAGGCAUUUAACUACACAGAGGGGGGGGGGAAACUUUAUUUGUCUUGAGAUUGUGUUAGUAAUAAUAUAGCCAGCUAACUGUGAUGAGUGAUCUUUGUUUUCCUCAAAACAUUCUACUGAGGUCUACUGUUAAGAACUUUAAAGAACUAUAAAGUCAGUGUUAUAAAUUUAACAAGGGAACAUAACAUAUAGAUGUAAAGCUUAGUAACUAAAUCAAUCCUCGAUCUAAACGCUUGUAUAUACAGUAGAACUCAUUUAAAGCUUUGUUUACUGUUCACGCUGCAAGCAGCCAUGUUGAUUUGACGUUACUUGCCGAACUCACGGGUGAGUAGACCAUCCCGAGUUACUGGAUUGAGCAGGAACCCGGGAUGUAAUGAAUGAAAUGCAGCAGAAGUGUAAUCUACAGGCACUGUAUUCAACUCACUGACCCACACUAGCAGUUUCUGCCUGUUUUGCCUGUGUUUUAUGUAAGUCUGGAUUUGAACCACUGUGAUGGAUCUGACUUGUGCGCGUCUGUGAUCUUUUUCAUCAUUGUAUGAGAAAACAUGUGACUAACAGAUAGAUAGUUUGGAUUAGACUAGCCAGUUCACUGAAUAGAUUGUGUUCAGUUUUGUUUUUGUAAGCUAUGCUUUGCUUUACUAGACCAUGAUGUCAUCAGCUGUGGGAUCACCUCCGUAAAAUUGUCCUGUCUUUCUUUUCUUCUUCCGUCUUUUAUACCUAUAACCCAAACACGGUUCCGUUGUAGGACGUAGCUUUCUUGUACGCUCUGUUUAAAGAAGGGUUAAUAGAUCAGUUAAUGGUUUGGGCUUUUUUACAAGGUUCACUUUAAGCCUUGUAAAGGGGAAGCACUCGGUUACAUGUGAAGAUCUAGUAGGAGCAAACCAAAUUAUUUAGACCACUAAACCCUUAUAUUUUCUAAGAGUGUAAGAGUUGUCCAUAAUCAUGUAGUUGCUGAUGUUUGUGUCUAAAGCAAAUUUCAGUCUCACAUAUUAGCCUUUAAAUCUACAAUACCACUAAAUGUGCUUCACAUUUAAUCUGCAGUGUGGAUGCCAGUGUUCACCAUAUAUACUGUAUGUAUACUCUUUUAAUUACGUAAUUUAUUAUACUGUACCUUAUAAUACGCACACUAUUUUGGGCUGUUGGAAGUGAUGGUGGUCCAAAUUUUUCAUUCUUGAAUAAACGUGACUGCUGGUUGAAUGGAAUUAAAGAAUUCUGACCUGUUUUUCCUGCUCUUUUAUUCCUUUAAAGGGGCAGUUUGUCAUUUUUCUUGCUUGUGAAAUGAAAUGCAGCUGCAGUGUAUAUAUGAUUAUAUAUGAUUAGACAUGCUAAUUUUACACACUGCACCUUUAAAGUGUUCUGCUCUGACUGAUGUCCUGAAGUUACAGCUCUUGCUUUAACCUUUCUAAUCUUUCAUGUUUCUUUUCACUUUACUCUUCACACUACAGUAGUAAUCUUGCAUUGUGUUAUAUGAGUUCAAGAAAAUUACGUCUUUAAACUUAUUCAUGACAUAAAUGUAAAAAAUAAAACAAAAAAUCACAUUGUUUUGUUAAAUUUGCAGCAUUACCAACCCUGACAACUUUUUGGGGCAACGUUUCCAACACCUGAGUUCCUGACAAUAACCUGAGGAACUGUCCACUUUUAAAGCAAUGUUGUAUUGCUUUCUUUCCUCCACAUGAAUCAACUACAUGAGUGGACACUUGCAGUACAGGUAGAUGACGGUAUAAGAAGGUGCAUGAGGAAGCUCUUGUGCUUGACAACAAAAAUAAUACCGCUAAAACAACUUCCCGGUAAACUACAUUGAAUCUUAUAAGAUUUGCAAAAUAAGUGGAUUGGUAUCAAGCCUAACUAGAGUUAGUGUACAAUCCAACCUGAGCAUAGCAAAUUGAGCUUAUUCAGUUCUUCAUGUUUAAUCUUAGACUUGCAUGUCCUUUUUUUUGUACGCUGUCAUACAAAGGAAAUGGCACAAACAAGUGAGACCAUCCUCACUGUUUACCUGGUAGCAAAGUAUUCACACAGCAUUAGUUAGCCCUAUGUUUCUGUUCAAGCUGAGAGUUUCUCCCACUUUGUCAUUGCUAAUCACACGACAGCUAAUUACACACAUUUUCUAUAAUACUAGAUCAUCGCUUAAUCUGUUUUAGUGUUGUUGGAUGGAUAACAAAACCUCAUAAGUAAAAACAGAGGACUUGGUGUCCAUUUUAAAGACCCUUACAAUCUCUUCAGCUCAGAAAAGCCACGCUAAUUUUCAUUUUUGAUUAUCCCUUGUUCUGCCGUGUUGCUAUGCUAAGUUUCCUGCUGCAUUUUUAUAUUAUGUAACAUUCAUUCCUAAUAUAAAGUAUCACAUACGCACACAAUAAUGGGACGAAAUCCACUUUGCUCUUAGAAAAGCCUCAGUUCAAAUGGAAUUAUGCUGAACUCAUUGUCAUGCUCAUGAAACCAGUUUGCCAUGACUUGGUGCAUUAUAAUGCUAGAAUUAUCCAUUAGAAUAUAAAAGGAAUGCUAAUGCUUAGCAACAAUACGCACACAGGCUUCACGCGAUUGGUAUUAAGGUGCCCAAUAUGUACCACUUUCCCCACACUGCUACACUGCCACCACAAGAUGGGAGUGUAGACCAUGUGUCCACUAUAUCCUCAGAUUCCUGCUCUUGGCUGAUAGAUGUGGAACCAGAUGUGGUCUCCUGCUGUUACAGUCCAUUCACUUUAGGGUUCAAUGUGUCGUGUGUUUUGAGAUGCUUUUCUGUUCACCAUGCUACUUAUUAUUAUAAGUUUUAAGCUACUUUCCCUAUCCUGUCCGCAUAAAUCAGUCUGGCCAUUCUCCUCUGAUUUCUUUCAUUAACAAGAUGUUUCAGUCUACAGACCUGCUAUGUGCAGCAUGUUUUUCACACCAAUCUGGGUAAUCAGUAUAUAUUACAAAUUCUAGAAAUACUCAAACCAGCCUGUCUGUUACCAAGAAUUAUUACAUGGUUAAAAUCACUGAGAUCACAUUUUGUCCUAAUUCCGAUGUUUGGUGUGACCUGAAGCUCUUGACCUGUAUCUGCAUUUCAUGUGUUUUACUGCUGUCACAUAAUUGACUGAUUGGGUGUAGUGUAAACAGAUCAUUAUUAGUUCAGCCAUAAAGUUAACGCAUUAAAAUGUGUAUAUGAAAAUGUAGAUAUAAAUAAAUGUGUAUGUAAAAAAGUUAGAACCAAGAACCAGUCACUGCAAGAAAGAGUUUCAUGGCUAAACUAUGAAUUUGUCCAUAAAAAAUAAUGAAAUGAUUUUUUGUACAAUUUUCUUGAAUGACUAGUUUCAGUGAUUCAUUUACAAUAAUCCUGGUGUUCAUUAC
Hemibagrus wyckioides is the source of this 7354-nucleotide messenger RNA. RefSeq names its product AGBL carboxypeptidase 5 (gene agbl5). The transcript has 13 exons. Gene Ontology annotation, molecular function: metallocarboxypeptidase activity; zinc ion binding. The coding region runs from base 220 to 2595 and encodes 791 amino acids. Gene Ontology annotation, biological process: proteolysis; protein deglutamylation. Lineage: Eukaryota; Metazoa; Chordata; Actinopteri; Siluriformes; Bagridae. The record is from RefSeq and is a predicted model, not a curated record.